Dimorphilus gyrociliatus is the source of this 3199-nucleotide messenger RNA. The record is from the annotation of a GenBank genome assembly. NCBI's taxonomy places the organism in Eukaryota, Metazoa, Annelida, Polychaeta, Dinophilidae.
AAUGGCGGAUGAUGCGGCAGGAUCCCCUUGUGACGAUUUUACACCGCAUGCUUUUAAAAAGGAUUUAUGCGCGAAUUGUAAAAGAACCCAGUCUGUCCAUGAUUCUGACUCACCUGUUCGAACGUCGCAAUUGUCAUCAUUCUGUACAGAAGAUGAAAGAAGGAAUAAAAGACAAAUUUUUCAAAGAGCAGCAACCGUUGAUCAUGCGGCAACUUCUAGCUUUAGGCCCACUUUAAGAAGUUCGGCUAGCAUCGAGGGAAAACACGUUGGAUUCGCAGAAGAUGCUGUUGUUAUAAGUACAGAUGGUGGUGUAGGCUCUACAGAAAAUAUUGGGAUAGAGGGAAUUCCAGAAGACGAAGAUACAUCUGAUGAUUUAAGGGCAGCCAUCUCUUCAGAUGAUCAACUUGCAAUAGAAACUGUAAAAAAUACUAGGAGAAACUCAACUACCCUACCCCAGGGCUCUCUGCCUCCGGAAGACGAAGUGGAGGAAAUGUAUAAGCCGAGCAGGUUUCGUAAAGUGUCAAGUGGUAGGAAAAGUCCACCGCCUCGAGUGUUAGCAGAAGACGUUCCAAGGGAUAGUGUUGGCGCUCCUUCACCUCACUAUUAUCAUAAGUACGAUAUUGAUAGGAGAGGACUCUCUGGAUGUCCAAUACCUAUUCAGAAUGCGGCACCUAAAGAAGAAGAUCCAGCAGACAAUUAUCAUUUAUACGAAGAUGUUGAUACAGGCGAAAGUUCAUUCGAACUAAACAAGAAAGCCCAUUUUGAAGCCAAGAAGAAAGCAAUAGCUGAAGAAGUUCGUGUCUGGAAGACAUUCGAUGAGAGAUUCUCCGAUAGAAGCUCUUCACCUGAUUCUAGACAAAAGAAACAGAGUGGAGGAAAUUCUUUUUUUAAAAGACUUUUUAGGAGAGGAAGCGACAAAGGUGAAGAAAUUGAGAAGAAAAUUCCAGAGAAGUCUGACGUUAUAAUGACAAAGCCUAGUUCUCCUCUUUUGAGAAAAGCUCAAUUUACUUUAAAACAAGACGAUUUUUUGCCAUCGAAAUCAGCAAACUCUUCACCUAUUAUUUUGUGUAAGAAACCUUCUGAAACCGAUUCGGGUAGGAGUAGCACCGUAAAUAGCACUAGUAGUUCUUCCGACAUACCGACUUUAGACGACAGUUAUAAAGAAGAGGAACUUUCCUUGAUGGACCAAAUAUUGGAAGAAGUUCCAUUAGCAUCCGACUCUCUUAUGAAAUCUCCAAAGACAAAAAAGAAAUCUAUUUCAAUAGUACCAGAGACAACCACUAUGGCACUGACAGUCGACACAGCUCCGCAACCUUCACCUAGAUCAAGCAUUUCUCCUAAAAGCCCUGACGAUGCACCUUUAAUGCAAGCUCCAAGAAAACCGAGACCUCGCUCGGAAGUUUCAGUUGGACGAGGGACCAAACCUAGAGUGAGAAUGAAUGAGGCUCCACCGCCACCCCCACCUGGUACAAGAAGAUCGUCUAGUGAUUUGAAAAGACCUAGUUCUCCGCCCCCAUUGCCUCCUGACAGUGGUGUAAUUUCAUCGUCUAUUCACGCAACUUUACCCAGAAGUUCUGCAGCGAGGAUAGCAAGACAAAGAGAAAGAAACAGAGGUCCAUCUCUAAAAAUAACCGAUUGGAAGGAAGCUGAAAGUGUUGUUAGGAAUACCCGAUCUAGAACAGAGCCAAGAAAUUCUAGAAGAACUGUAACCGAAGGUGUAAAACUCGAUUUAGAUUUAGCAGGCUCUGGUGAGUUAAAAGGAAAUAUUUUAAGUUUAUAUUUUGUAUAUGAAACUGUUAAUUUCUCCCAUCUUUCCCUUAUUCUACUCUUUCAUUUUUUUUCUCUUCCUAUCGUUGUAGUCCAUGCAUGUGAAAAUGUUGGAUAUAGCCAAAAAGAUCAACGAAAAUCCUGGUUCUUACAUAAUUUUUCAGCAGUAGAAACUGAAAUGAGAUCGCAUAGAGUAACAGAAUUGUUAGACACUUUUCCAAAGACUAGAAAGUUUGCCGAUAGAGCCUUACCUUCACCUCCAGUACAAGAAGCUCCGCCUCUCCUACCACCAUCCGAAGAUGUUUACGAAACUGUUGGGGAAGAGUUAAAUUCCUUUCAACUGCCUUACGAAGAUAUUGAUCAAUCGAAUUGCUAUAUGAGACCCUCGUCAGCCUAUCUAGAACCUUCGAGCUGUUUAGAAAUGAAUCCAGAUUGUCCCCCUCCAAAAACGGGCAUAUCUUCUUACAUAUCCAUGCCAUUUUCUAUAAGAGAUUGCGUACCAGAAGUGAAUGUUGCAACUACUAAUUUUUCGACGGACGUUAUUGAAAUUCAGAGCAAAGCCAUUCGUAGUUUAUGCAAAAUUGAGUUUGUUAGAAAGUUAAAGUCUCAUUUUCCUGAAUCUUAUACGGAUUAUUUCGUUGAGGAUAAUGCUAUUUUAACUAUGGAUGAUAUAGUUUUCAUGAAAGCUAAACCUUUACUCGGAAAUGAUUCUGUAGUGUUAAUGGUGUCAAAGACCCAACUAACAACAUGUCACAAUAAGCAUCCUCAUGUCUUAAAUCCGGAAAAGAGUUUCAAGUCGAACCUACCUAAAGAUCAGCUUCCUUUGGAAUUUUUAGAUAAUCCAUUAGAAAAAGAUGUUUCUACCUAUAUAUCAGUUUUAAACUGCGAAAACGUUCAAACAAUCAGAGAUGUCGUUUAUGCAUUGUACAUUGAUGUUGAUCCUUCCGAGUAUGGUAGGGAGUGUGCUAAGCUUAUGGAACAAGUAUUGUCCGGGGCCAUUUGCCUGAAGAGUUUCGGUUUAGAGCCGAGAUUGGAUUAUGCAAACAUCCUUGUUUCUGCAAUAUCUGGUCAGAAAUAUGCCAUAGUCAUACCUUCAGAUAAUCCGAAAGAUUCUUCAGAAAUUAUAGACCUUUUUGAGCGUCUUAUACCAUCUUCUGCCCGACCGAAAGCCCUUAAAGAUGCUCUCAAAGAAAAAGACUAUAGAACGGCUCAUAUUUUACUCUGUGUCAUGCUCUGGGGACCAACAGAUCAGAUGGCAGUUCAAACGGACGAAUUCGCCGAAAAGUGGAUUGUUUUACAAAAAACCCAUUUACUAGCUCUAACGGCAACGAGAGAAAUAAGUAAAUUAGAAGCAAAUAGAAGGGCAAAUUUUUUAAAUAAUCUUACUGUCAAUCUAUUGCAACAAUGUUUACGAAGAUUAAGCCAAGGGUAG